This is a messenger RNA of Cephus cinctus (wheat stem sawfly), 5369 nucleotides long. RefSeq lists its product as uncharacterized. NCBI's taxonomy places the organism in Eukaryota, Metazoa, Arthropoda, Insecta, Hymenoptera, Cephidae. The transcript is spliced from 6 exons. The coding region runs from base 165 to 5042 and encodes 1625 amino acids. Gene Ontology annotation, biological process: spermatogenesis. The record is from RefSeq and is a predicted model, not a curated record.
CUAUGGUUAAAUAUAAACGUGCAAGCCUGUGCGAAGCCCCGCGUAAUUCUAUUGUACAAUGUGGUAGCUGCGUGCAAAGAUAUCGUAUUGAAUUGCAAGAAUAUCAGCGAAUUUCAACUACUGAGUUAAGGAAGGUGACUGUAAGCCAAUGAUUAUUGUCCAAAAUGCCUGUUAAAAAUAAUCAGGAGGAGGUUGAGGCCUGUAUAUUGUCAUCCUUGGUGGCAGUGAAAGGAUAUAAAAGAAUAGAAGAACUAGAUUCUUUGUAUUAUGACAAUGUUGGAGAGCAUAUACCCUGGCGAAGACUGGGAUAUGGUUCUUUGUUAGAUUUCUUACUGAGUAUACCAAACAGAGUCCGAGUUGAAUCACAAAAUAAUUCUUACGUUGUUAUCCCAGUUGUUAGUGACAAAGUAAAGCAUGUUGAUGAGUUGGUGGGAAAACAAAAAUCUGAGACUAAGAAAUAUUCUGUAAGAGGAAAAUCUUUUCGUCCAGCUUAUAAUUUUCCUGGUAGCCACUCUGUGGCAGCACACAUUCCAGCUGAUAUACUGAGAGAUAUUGUUCAUAUUGUAAAAAAGGUUCCAAGUGGUUUAAACAAAGAUUAUAUUUUAUCUCAGAUACGUGUAAAGUCACCAUAUCUAAAUGUCACCACUGAUGAGCUAACAAGGCAACUGGCACUAUUAUCACAUCAAAUAGUAAUAAAAGGCAACAUGGUUUAUCCUGCUGAAAAGAGAAGUCAAAGCUUGGCAAAUUCAAAUUCAGAGCAUCGUCCUUCUCAAUCUAAACCAGCAUGUUCUGCAAUAAAAUCACAAGAAUCAAAUAAAUAUAUGCCUGCUGGUUCUGAAGGUGGUAUUGAGGAUGAGUCAUUCUGCUUUGUACCAGCUGGAUAUAUUCCAGAUGUUCGCCGAAACUGUAACACCAACUACAAAAAACCUAUAUCCAAUUUUAUUGAAGAGAGUGUAGCGAGAUCUCAAGUAUCAGAAGAUAGCAGAAUUUCUAAUCAGAAUGUACAACCACAACAAAAUAAUAGUUCUGGGAGUGCAGCCAAUUUCCAAAUGAAUGAUAUAUGGCAACAUACCUGUACCAUAAAAAAUGAUGAAAUUCACAUGCAAGAAAAGUCUAAUAAAUCAAUAUAUCAGGCAGCUCUUGGCAUGAAUAGUCCUCAGGAACGAGUCUACAACAAUUUAUUGCCUGUUGAAGAGCCAAAACAAAAUGAACCUAACUAUCAGAUAGUUGAAGACAAUAAAGAAAAUGAUGAAAAUCGAUAUAAAACUGAUUUCGAAAGUUUACAGGAUCUGAUAAAUACCAGAACAAAGUUUCGAUUGGAGAUGCUCAUCCAAAAGUUUCCCGAUGGUAUAUGGUGUUCGGAAUUACCUGAAAGAUAUAGGAUCGAAUAUAAAAUCCCUUUGGAUUAUGUGGACCUAGGUUUUUCAAGUGUCAGUGACUUUGCAGCUCACCUCCCUCAGAUUUUCCACAUAGUCCAGCCAAUCGAAGGAGGCGACUUUAUUCUGUAUAAUGCCAAAAUACCUUUGCCAGAAUCCGACACAAAGAAGAGACCAUCUCAGAAACUAAAUCUUGCUUCUUAUUACUAUUUGGACCGUGAUGACGUCGAUCCUUUCCCUACUCAAAUCUCACCAGACAUCUCUGCACAAUUGAUACCUGCCGAUGUACUCACGUACGGAGAGUGCGUCGGCCAAGUAAGUGUUACUGAAUUGGGUGGACAAAAAGGCUAUGAAGCGGUGCUAGUUGAGGAAAUCUUCACACCGUCUUUCUUUUGGAUUCGAUUGUUACGAAAAUCAUCAAAACUCACGACACUUAUGAAAGAUCUUAAUGAGUUUUACUAUGCCAAAGCUCCUCAAUAUUUGAUCCCACCAGUUGUCAUAACAAGGGGAUUACAUUGUGCUUGCAAGUACCACAAUGAAUGGCACAGAUCAAUUGUAAAACAGGUCAAGCUGGAUGGAAGAGUUAGUGUCGAAUUCUAUGAUUACGGCACUCUCAAAACCUGUUUACCUGAAGAGCUUCACUUCUUGCAUCGCACCUUCUCGUGGUUACCAGCUCAAGCCAUACCCUGCGGAUUAUACAACGUAAAACCACGAAGCGGAUCUCACUGGACUCGCGGCGUUACACAACUUUUUGCAGAGAGAGUAGAUAGCGGUCCAUUAGUCGCAUCCCUUACAAGUAUCGAUACAGAAAACAACUCGAUGCUAGUGGUCCUGGUUGAUACUUCAAAAGAAGAAGAUGUACACAUUAAUGAUUGGAUGGUCCAGCAGAAUCUCGCAAUAUACGGAAGCAUGGUUCGUAUUAGGCCUCGAAAUUUACCGUAUCGACAAUAUUUAGAGUGUCAAAAGUUAAUAAGCACAAAGAGCACACCCGACACUUCGAAUAUGUCGGAAAAUGAUUUAUUAGGGAAUAAAAAAUCAAACGCGUUCACUGCUAAAAAGCAACCUGGUAAAACAUCGCUGGAGUUGCUCGAGGAAUUUUCAAAAUCAAAACCCUCAAGGGGAACUUUAAAUUACAGCGAUACAAAUAAUACAAACGCAUCGACACAAGACGUGUUGCCGUUUCAUGAAAAGAAAGUACGAUUCAAGUACGAAAUGUCAUCCAAUCGCAUAGAUAGUCAAAAUUAUACUAGCAGUCACUCAAGCAGCAAUGAGUCCCCCAACGACCAUGACUCGUUACUUCUAUUAAAUCCUGCGCAAGAUUUGCAUAAUAAAUACAAUGACGAGGAGAAUGAUUUUGGUCAUUUUCGAAGUAUGUACGGUGGACACGGUCGUAUGGAGUUUAUAGAUUGGAUAAAGCUUCGCUCAUGUGUAAAUAAUAAGACCGAAUCAUCGCCAUUACAUUCUUCACUUGAAAAAUUACAAGAGAAAGUAGUUUCAGGGACGAAAAGAGACUGCAUCAAACAAUUAAUUCCAAUUAACCAAUCAAUCCUGAAUAUUUACAAUAAUCAAUUGAAGGACGAGACCCUUUGGACAUGUGACAGCAACAUUGAUAAACAUACGUGCAACGUCACAUCACUGACAAGAUUACGAAAAAGGGCGUUUGAAGCUGAAAAAUUUCAAUGCUCAAAAUUAAGAAUACCUUCCGACGUGAUGACACUUUUACGACACAAACCUAAUGAUAAUAUUAGUGAAUCGUCAUUUGAUCGCCGCGAUAAAUCUGUCUGCGAUAUUGACGUGCAGCAUACCACUAAUAAUAUUGUUUCAAAAAAGGAAACGACAGGAAUAUCCGAAGUGACUACAGUUAUUCAAAGCACAAUAGAAACUGUUGAUAAUUUUGAUAAAGAGAACAAUGAUCGGAAAGAAAUUGAAUGUCAACAAGGCAAAAGUAAAGUUCAUCGUACGAGAAAGAAUCGGUACGCGCAGCUUAUAGCUUUUGCGCAAAGUACAGCUCAAAAAAAACUAUUGUUACAAGAGAGCAGUGAUGAUUGUUCUGAACGAGUAGAAAGUUUGAAAGAUUUGAGAAGUAUUAAAAAACGGAAGUCGCUACAGAAUGUUGAGAAUUUUUCGAAAAUCGUUGAAACACAUAAGGAUAAUAAAGAGAUUUUAAAGAGUCAAACGAAGAAAUUGAACGACAGUCAUUUGGUCAGUAUGAAAAAUGAGAAUUGUAUGACGGAAAAUGGAAAGGACAAUGACGUGGUAUCACACUCCGAAAGUAAAAUUGAGAAUUCAGUAAGUGAGGAAAAGUUAGUAAUAAAUAAUAAAUCAAAAGAUUCACUUCGGGAUUCAUUUUUGAAAGUCAUGGAAGGCUCGAAUAAGGUUCACGGUUCUGACAUUGAUUCUGAUGACUUCAGCACAUGUCAUGACGAUUUAGAUAGAAAUAUGUUAAAAAGACAAUUUUAUAAUAAGACAUAUAAUCAAGAAAGCUCUCGAGGGCCUAUAAAAGAAAUAAUCGAUAAGAAUAUUUUGACGGAAAAGAAUGAUUCGUUCAAUGAUUUGAAAAAAAAUAUAAAAACAGCAUCAGUAAAUGUAAAUGUAGAGCAAACCAUUGAUUUUUUUUCAGAUAAUGAACAAAACGUUACUGUUUUGAAAGAACCGACUGCGAUAGAAAAUCAUGAUGAGCCUUGUGCCAAAAAAAUAAUUGAGCCACUUCAAAAUAAUAAAGAGAUAACAAAAAGUACGAAUGAGGGUCGUGUUAUCAAUGCACGGAAUGCGAAUUUAAAAAAUGCUACUACUUUAAUUUUCAAUGAUAUUGAUAUGGAAUAUGAUAGUGACGGAUCAGAGUGGGAGAUUUGCCUGAAUAUGAAUGACUUAAAGAAAUAUUUGAAUGUACCAGCGGACGUUCAAAUAAAAGAAAUAAGCGAUACCACUUCCAGUACAAAAAGUAUUAAAAGUGGAAUAGAAUCAGAAAUAGAUGAUUCAUACGGUCAAGGAAGCGAUGUUGAAGCAAUUCCAAAAGUGAAUGAACCUAUAGAAAAGACUGUAGAAUUUUAUACCAAAGAAACAGCAAAAAUUAUCAACGACUAUAAUAUCGAGUAUAAUAACAACAAAUGCGAUAGUACAAUUGAUUUAUCGUUUAACGAUGCUGAAUACAGCGGAGAUGCAAGUAUUUCGGAGAAUCUAGAAUCUGACAGCGAUAUAGGAAAUAAUACUAUGAAAUUAGAUAAAAUGCAAGAAAAAUAUAAUGAAAGUCAAUCACGUGUACAAACUGUAAAUUUGAACCAAGUUUUCGAUACAACCAAAAAUCAAGAGAACGAGGAACAAUGUUAUGAAAUAUAUGACAAUGAAGACUCUGAGAAAGUAACGAAUCUUUUAGUAGGCGAGAAAUUUCAAGAGUCUGAGAUCAGUAAGGACUCACUUAACAUGAACAAGUCAAAUGAUUUGGAUAUAGAGAAUAACGUCAAGAAUUUUGAAAAUCCAGCUAAAAUGCAAAAAGAUUUGUCCCUUUUGAGCGAAAUUGGUAAAUGUAAUUUACGUCGUCAAUUUGAGACAUUACAACUUGCUCCGAAUAGUUUAAAUUCCAACGCCUCGAGCAACGACAGUAUCCCAUAUAAAAACAAAUCUCCGUUUUUUAAUGUAUUCAAAUCUUUGUACACUCCAAAAAAAUAGGGAGUGGCAUGAUGUUUUGUUUCUCUCUAUAGCUUUGUUUUUUUUUGUUUUUUAAUAGACUUUCAUGUCUCUAGCAAUAAUGAAAUUAAUCAAUGUUUUUUAUGCAUUUAUGUAACGCAUUUUCUUUUAUAUAUCUUAAUUACCACACAUAAGUAAAUUUAAUCGAAGGCAAUCAGAUUUAAAAUUCGUUAAGUUAUCACAGUAUUAUAAAGUUCGUGAGAACAGUGUAUUAUAAUUUUUGUUUUAAACAUAAUAAAGAGUUUAUCGCAAAGUAAAAGUCCGCUUCUCCUUAUUUUACCGGAAUUUACAUAGAUGUGAAAAAAGGAC